This is a messenger RNA of Verticillium alfalfae VaMs.102, 2961 nucleotides long. RefSeq lists its product as hypothetical. NCBI's taxonomy places the organism in Eukaryota, Fungi, Ascomycota, Sordariomycetes, Glomerellales, Plectosphaerellaceae. The record is from RefSeq and is a predicted model, not a curated record. The coding region runs from base 1 to 2961 and encodes 986 amino acids. The transcript is spliced from 2 exons.
AUGACAUCACGACCUCCAAAUCACGAUAUGACCGAGGAAGAGUUAUCAAGACGAAGGAACUUCAAAAAGCACAAGGUGCUCCCCCAUCCGUUGAGGCAACGGGAAAAUGCUGGGAGCAUAGUCAACGAUCAGCGAUCUCCGCAAGCAAGGCGUACCCUCAGCUCAAGUGAUGCGCAAUCACGCAAGAAGACUUCGCAGUCGCCAAACUCGCCUACUCUGAAGCAUCAGUCGAGACGUAUUCGAAGUGGCCCCGUCAUGCCUCCGACCCCCCCCGCCCACUCGCGAACCUCCUCAAGUAGUCACUCCAUACAGCUGCACAGCCCGACGGACGCCGCAACACCUUCUCAGAGCCUCGAAAAGGUCUCGACGCAUCUCGAAAGACCCACGACCCCCCAGAAUCAGCAGAGUCCCCCAACACCUGAUGUGACACCCCCUCAACCAGCCGCUCGCCCCAAGGCAUUGCGGCCCGUCUUUGGUGAUCGCUCCAUUUCAAAGACUACUACGUCAGAGUCUCGAACCGAGUCCUUUCGAACGGCAAGAGAAGAGCCCUAUUCGUCUGAAGAUGACUGCAAGUCCACUAUACGACCGAGUCUACCAUCUCCACGUACAUCGCAGACUACUGUUCUGCAGAUUUCACAACACAAGGUUAAGAAAGCGUCGCACCCGAGCGGCAUCGGACUUGGACUCGACUUUGACCCCAAGACCGACGACAGCCUGACACCGAGAACGAAAGGAGAGUUCAUCAAAUUUGAUGCUGGAUGGGAAUCGUCCAAUGAAGUGGAAAAAGAAUGGGACGACAACCUAGGCAGACAUGUCAUGGUAAGGAAAACGCGCAAAACGCCGGAAACGCCGCAUACUCCUCGCCUGAGCGAACAUGGAAACGAGGUUUUCGAUGAUGACCUCAUCUCUCCUUCUAAUGCCACCAAAGCGCUUCGAGCCGUACCGUUGCAUGACAGAAUGACGACACAUCCCGUUGCCAAACAUUCACCCGAAAGAAAGAUUGCAAAGUCGAAACCAGCAGCGUUAGAAAGCUUUAGCGCCCCAGACCACCGAAGGCUCUCCGGAACGUCUGCAAAGUCGAGUGUGUCCACGGUCGUUGAGGCGAUCUUGGUCGACACGCCCUCGCCGCCUCAGCGACAACAGACUCUGCGCCAUGUGAGGAAACGAGGAACCCUGCGAGAUUCACCCUCUGAUCAAUCACCGGGAGGUUCUGCCCCCAGUUCUGCAAUCCGACUCGAGGAAACCAGACAGCACCCACCAGCUAGCCGGCCACCUGAUUCACGCCGUGAGAGUCACACGUCUGCGACGACCCACAACUCUAUGUCAAGCAACAAAGCUCGCCGCGAGGUGUGGAAAAAUGGAGGGAUCCCGGUCGUUGUUGUACCUGACCGGAGGUCAUCCAAUAGGCCUUCCCGCAGACGACGGACCAUGUCGGAAUCUGACGGAUCUGAUCAAAGAACUAUUGAUUAUCCUCCUGCCAUCCCGGCGAGAUCAUCAUCUCUGUCAGCCCCGACAAGUCGCAACACUUCACGCGCUGGGUCAAUGACGGCGGAAAGCCUCAGAGCACACAAUGCAGUCCAGCAGCGCUUGACCUCGAAGGACAGAAUGAUUUCGACAGAUCUGAAAAGCACCCCUUCAUUCUUCUCAGCGCAGGAAGACUACAUGCAUGCUCGUCCAAAUUUGCACCGGCCCGACGCCGAGUCGUAUAGUGGCAAGAGAUUGUCGCACCAGAACACACCUUUUUCAGUCGCUUCCCUUGAUACGAAUGGAAGUUUUGGAACUGCUGCUGAGGUCUCCGAAGCUCUUGCUGUCAGCAUCUACCCUCAUCAAAAUUCAUCUUUGCUCAUGGUCCAUCACGCAGUGAAGCCAAAUGACGAUGGUGAUGUAUUUCAAGACAGAGCUGCCACAGAGAACAAUGACUCGGCACCUGAGAUGCCCGGCUCAACCCCAGCAAGACCGAAAAUCGUCACAACCUCUCCCGGCGGCUCAGUACCCGUGACACCACCGCAGACACAGCUGGCGCUUGAACAAGUUGACUCACCACUAAAGAAUCCACGCGCCCCUCCAGUGCCGCCGACGCUUCCAGCUAUUCAAUUUAUCCCUGCCACACCGUCGGGGCUCACGCCAUUCCACGAACGCCAGGAGAUGCGAGGCAACUACUUUGAGGCGAUGGAGGAGGAUGAAAAGCCCCCCAAGCGAAGCAUGUCUCUGGUGCGGAGGGCAUUGCUCCAACAUCGACGCACCUCGGAAGCUUACCCUCCAAGGACGGCUCGGCCUGGAUUUCUCACGCGCACCUUAUCUCUUUCACGCAGCAACCGAGGGAAUGCGAGUACAGAGCCACUUGCUAGGGACUCGCCGUACCCGAACAUUGACGACCCACCCGCAGAUGAUAGCAAGCUGCAUCCCUUCUGGCGACCAACCUAUGCCGACGACGAAGAAGACGACUACGUUCGAGAUAUCGAUGACGAAGAUUACUACUACGAAGCUCAUCGCAAUCGACCGGGUCCACAACGGAGCUUGAGUGCGCGGAUGAAACGGACAUUUGCUAUCCUCCCCCAGCGCGACCAACAUGGCUACCGUUCUUGGUCAGGCGAGGACGGACUGGACCGACGCAUUAUCCGUCGUACACCGAGCGGUAACUUGCGCGUCGUACGACGCCGGAAGAGCGCGGAGUCGAUCCCGCGCCAGUCCGACCGACCCUACACCUCCGACGGUACCUCUUCUUCGAGGCUUUUAUGGCCCGCUCGUAGCCGCCCGAGAGGAGAGACGCCAUCGACUCCAAGGCGGCGAUUCUCCGUGUCUCACACCAUCGAGGAAAUACAGGGCUUGCCUAGACGGCUCAGCGAGCGCAGAAGAGAAAGGCGCACGCAUGAGCUGCGACAGAAGAUCAGUGGUCCCAGAGAGGUACGGGACGGUGUGGGAGAAGUAGUACGGAGCAGCAGUCAGCGCAGCCACCGGUAG